AUGGUGGUGGAGUGUGUGCGGAGACACAGCUCGGUGACAGGAGACGGCUCCAAGACCUUCGUCCUGCUGCUCGCCUCAUUGCUACGGGAGAUACAGAAACACACCCGAAAAGCCCCCUGGGAAGGCGCAGGUGCCAAGCGUUUGGCUGAAGCUCUGCUAGUCUUUGGAUUGGACGAGCUCAGUGAUGUCAUCACUGUUGGAGUGGCUCCACAUGGCUCAUCCCUUUCAGACACACACAACCCAGGACAAACAGACACACACACUCUGUGCCGCCUACUCAGUGCUUUCCUUCACACCCGGAUCAGCCCUACUCAUGCUGAAAUCAUCAGCCAACUGACCUGUGAGCUGCUCUCCCAUUGGAGCUGCAAUGGCGACUUCGUUAACGAACACUUCCCUGCUCUGCACACAGCAGUAUCAGGCUUCCCUAUUGGCUGUUCCCGUCUGCUGGAGGGCCAGGUCAUACAUGCAGAUUUCUCUACACCCCUCCCACUCCGCGACCAUGGACCAAUCAGGGCCCUAGUGGUGACGGAACCCCUGGAACCCAGCCUACUGAUUGGUGGAACUGUGCUGGAGCUGGGUGGGGCUAAUAGAGGGAUAGAAAGUGUGUGUGUGAGGUCAGGGCGGGGGUUAGAGAGUGUGUGUGUCAUCCUACAGCAUCUAGGAGUGUCUCUGCUCCUCUCAUCAGUCAGACAGUCGGAGGCCGUCCUGGCUGCAGCGGGGAGGUAUGGGGUGUGUGUGUUAGAGUGUGUGUGUGAAGACGACCUCACCUUCUUCUCUCUGCUCAGCGGAGCCCAGCCUGUCUCAGACUGGGCCGUGAUUGGACAGGAACAUGUUGCUACGGUUACCUUCUGCCGGCCGCUGGUGCUGGGAGCUCACAGGUAUGGUAACAGGAUAGUUACACGCACACACACACACUCACACACACACACUAUUCUAAUUAUGUGGUUUUCUCUCUCCCAGAUAUGUCAAUGUGGGGUUUCCUAAGCCAGAGGACAGGGGCAGACCCCACAGUCUGGUUGUGUGUGGACUGACAGAGGGCCAGACGGAACAGAGUGUGUGUGCUGUACGAGAUGCUCUACACAUGCUGCAUACUACCUGGGGGACCACACACAGGACUAGAGCUACAGACAGAACCGUUUACACAGACACAGACACACACACAGACACAGACCCAGACGUGAUGGAGCCUUGUCGUGUCAUUUCCAUGGGCGGGACCUUUGAGUUCCUGUUACACCACACCCUCCUACAGCACACACACGCAAACAAAGACAUUCACACUCCAUCACACUUGGACACCCCUGCCGUCUCGGGGAUGCUAGCGGAGGCUCUACUGAUUGUGCCCAGACAGAUCUACUCCCACAGUCCUCGGCGCUACCUGGAGGCUCACGCACACACUCUCAGCUGCAUACGUAAACAUGGUAACUCUCCGGACCCGCCGGAGACGAGUGCUGUUCUGGCAGCGGAUGGUUCUAAUAUGGUUCAGGCUGACACUGGGUCAGGGUCUAUGUCUGGGUCAGGAUCUGGGUCAGGGGUAAAGGAGGUGUCGGUUGGGUCAAGCUCUGGCUCUAGUUCUGGUGUGGAGUCAGUGUCCUGUAAGUAUCAACUGAUCCUGGCUGUUCUACAGUGUCUCAGGAGUCUACUGUCUGUGGACACUGUACUACACACUAAUACCUCACACACCUGUCAGAGAGAAGAGGAGGAGAAUGGCGACUGA
Molecule: messenger RNA, 1714 nt
Organism: Coregonus sp. 'balchen'
Lineage: Eukaryota; Metazoa; Chordata; Actinopteri; Salmoniformes; Salmonidae
Source: the annotation of a GenBank genome assembly